Messenger RNA from Diabrotica balteata, 1262 nucleotides. Lineage: Eukaryota; Metazoa; Arthropoda; Insecta; Coleoptera; Chrysomelidae. The record is from the annotation of a GenBank genome assembly.
CGGAAAACGACAGAAAACAUGAUUAUAAUACUGCUCGUUUUUUCAGUGAUAUUAUUCGACAAUGUCAAUGCUGAAUGUAAAAAAAGUGCAACAACUGCAAGUGGCUCACAUGCACCCAAAAGUAUCUGUUCUGGUGAUCUAAUCUUCGAAGACAAUUUUAAUUCUUUUGACUUAUCGAAAUGGGACCAUGAGCAAACCUUAGGUGGUGGUGGAAACAACGAAUUUGAAUGGUAUACGGAUGAUAAACGUAACAGCUAUGCUGAAAACGGAAAAUUACAUAUUAAACCAACUUUUGUAGCCGAUGAACAUGGAGGAGACGGAUUCUUAUAUUCUGGUACUAUUGAUUUAGGAAAGAAGUGUACAAAUAAGGACAAUGAAGGUUGCAAAAGAACAGGUUCAGCUAAUGCCAUAGUCAAUCCCGUAAAAAGUGCUCGUAUUCGAACUUUAAACUCUUUUUCGUUUAAAUAUGGUAAAGUUGAAGUUAGUGCUAAAGUUCCUUCUGGAGACUGGUUAUGGCCAGCGAUCUGGUUGUUACCAACUAAAUGGGUAUAUGGAGGUUGGCCAAGAUCUGGAGAAAUAGAUGUAAUGGAGAGCAGAGGAAAUCGAGAGCUUAUAGCAAGAGGCAGUGGACAAAAUCUUGGAGCAGAUCUAGUAGCUAGUACUCUGCACUGGGGACCCGAUGCAAAAAAUAAUAAAUUCAUGAAAACUCACUGGGAAAAGAACCUGGCAGGUGGGUUUGACAAAGCGUAUCACAAAUAUCAAUUAGAGUGGACACCUGAGCAUUUAAAAUUGUCUGUCGAUGAUCAACAAAUUGGAAUCGUUACACCGCCUGCUGGAGGCUUUUGGGAACUUGGCCAGCUCCAGUCGUCAGGACAACAGAAUCCAUGGAGUGGAAAUAAGAUGGCUCCAUUUGACGCGGAGUUUCAUUUAUUGAUUAAUUUGGCCGUUGGAGGAAACUUUUUUCCUGAUGACGCUGAUAAUAAGUCGGGUAAAAAACCAUGGACUAGCACUCAACCUUAUCGUGAGGGUAUGACAAGUUUCUGGAAAGCUAAUCAACAGUGGAAACCUACUUGGCACUUAAACACAGAUGAUUCACAUCUUAAAAUUGACUACGUAAAAGUCUGGGCUUUGUAAUUAUUUAAUAAUAAAUAAAUUAGUAGAUAAAAACUUAUUUAGAAAUGUAUUAUCUCCUCUGUAGUUGUUAUUUAAAAAAAGCGGUCAAUUAAUAACUCACGACCAUAUCUGUUUUUGCUGGUUACCCC